Molecule: messenger RNA, 1233 nt
Organism: Aphis gossypii (cotton aphid)
Lineage: Eukaryota; Metazoa; Arthropoda; Insecta; Hemiptera; Aphididae
Exons: 1
Coding region: 1-1233 (410 amino acids)
Molecular function (GO): nucleic acid binding
Source: RefSeq, a predicted model, not a curated record
AUGCAGGUAUACUUCAUCGCGUGUAAGACCAAAGUCGCACCACUUAAAUCAUCAAAGACGGACAUUUCGUUGACUAUACCCCGGCUAGAACUUUGCGCGGCUGUUCUGUUAGCUCAUGUUUUAUCACAUAGAUUGACUCUUUUGUCAAAAGUAAUAACCAUUCGGCAAGUGCGUGCGUUUUCGGACUCUACGAUCAUUGUUCUAAGUUGGCUGAAGUCACAGCCAAAGGACUUCAACAUUUUCUUCACGAAUCGCGUUUCAAAAAUUAAGGAACUACUUCCAAAUUGUGAGUGGAAUCAUGUUAGUUCAAAGGAGAAUGCUGCGGACCCGGCUUCUCGGGGUUUGUUUCCGCAUGAAUUGAUAACGUGUAACUUGCACUGGACAGGCCCUGAAUUUUUACGUCAUCCUGAAUCGCAGUGGCCCAAUUCAAAACACGUGGAAAUUCCAACAGAUCAAUUACCCGAAUUCAAACAAACUCAAGAAUGCGCGCUGUUUCUUACAGACACUAAUGAACCAGAAAGGAUUUUACAACGAUUUUCUUCAUUAGGAAAAAUGCAACGUGUUCUUGCAUAUUGUUUACGUUUUAUUAAUGUCUGUCGGCGUCGACCAAUCGAAACGGGAGUGUUGUCGCGCAAUGAAACAGAUCGGGCUCUGGUGGUCGCUAUAAGAAUAACACAAAAUAUACACUGGGCACAACUACAAAGACAAUUGACUUCCCCGUCAGCCAUUAUAACUUCUACCAAUUUAGCUCAUUUGUCACCUUUUCUAGAUGUCCAAGAAGUAAUCCGUGUGGGUGGUCGGUUGCAUUUUUCGUUUUUUAGUGAGAACUCCAAACACCCAGUACUACUACCAAAGGCAUCACACCUUACAGAAUUGGUGAUUUUACAUUAUCAUUUAAAUUUAUUGCACGCUGGUCUUAAACUUACUAUGACCAUGAUAUUCAGACGGUUUUGGAUUGUGUCAGGACGCGCUGCUAUUCGACAAGUUAUCCAUACAUGCAUACCAUGUGUACGGCACAGAGCUGCCUGCCCGCAACCAAAAAUGGCCGAUUUGCCCGCUUGGCGAGUUCAACCACAUCGCCCGUUUUCUUUUGUUGGGAUGGAUUACGGAGGACCAUUCAGUGUAAAAGAAAGUCGUCGCAGAAAUUCCAAGACUAAUAAGGCUUACUUGGCAUUGUUUGUGUGCUUAUCGGUAAAGGCGGUUCACUUGGAAAUUGUAUCGGACAUUUUUUAA